Dendronephthya gigantea is the source of this 2721-nucleotide messenger RNA. RefSeq lists its product as uncharacterized. Bases 568 to 2085 code for a protein of 505 amino acids. The record is from RefSeq and is a predicted model, not a curated record. Lineage: Eukaryota; Metazoa; Cnidaria; Anthozoa; Malacalcyonacea; Nephtheidae. The transcript is spliced from 11 exons.
UUCAACCUUGAUCUUGAGACUGUUGAUUUUAAGACUGCAGAAACAAAGGAAGGGGUGUCGUGCCGUCAGAGCUUCUUCAAAAAGCUUGAAAAAGGUUUUGGAAUCUCAGAAGAAAAACUUUUGGACACUCAUGUUGCUUUUUCGUGGUUUGACUGUGUCUUCCUGUGUCUGGAGAGCGAGAAAGUCUGUGUCUUGUUUUCCUACUUGGCUAAAAAAGAAAAUAACACAAACUGUCGUUUAUAUGGGAAGGAUUUAGAAGAGGACUCGAAUUUAGGCCAAGAUUUAGAGAAGAGUUUUGACGAUGGCGAGGAUUUAGUGGCUCACGUCGAUGGGAUAAAAGAUGAAUGGGAAAUUUACAAAAAAUUUGUCGAUACUAAAUCGCGGUUGUGUGUGAAUCAAGGAGUAUGUUUAAAUGGUGCUACCUGCGUGACGGAUAGCUGUGAAUCUGAGGGAUACAGAUGUGUGUGUGAUAAGAAGUAUUAUGGACAACGGUGCGAAAAUGAGCUCAAUGAUUUUGAUCUGGUGUUUCCUGGUCAGACGGCGGAAGGCGACGACGAAUCCUACAUAAUGGUCAAGGAUGCCGUUCAAUCCAAUUUCAAAGAAUUCACGUUCUCAACUUGGAUCAAAACCAGUUUUGGUUUGAAGCGAUAUCGUCUCUUCACGUACACCUUGGGGGAGAACUCGUUGAUUGAGCUGGGUCUUAAGAUAAGAACUUCCCCAGGAGAGAAUUCACCUCUCGUUCACACGUUUGUCCUUAAUGGAUCAGAUCCUAGUAAAAAUAUACUUUCACAAACGACUUCUUUUCAACCAAUCAACGACAAUGUUUGGCAUCACGUGGCUCUCACGUGGUCCGAGGAUGGUGAAUGGAUGACAUUUGUUGAUGGUAAACUUCUAACGAUACGAAAUCAUUCUUCCCUUGAAAUACCAGGAGGAGGUGUGAUAUACAUUGGGAAAGCUCCUGGCAAGAGCGUAUUCAAGGAUGAUGAUGGAUUUGUUGGAGAACUGAGUCGUCUGAAUUUUUGGAACCAUAUGCUCAGCGGUGAAAAGAUCGAGCAAAUGGCUUUAUCGUCAAAUAAUGAUUCUGGAAAUAUUAUCCGUUGGUCCAAACUCCUUGAUUCUACUUUUGGUAAAGUUAAGAUGAUAAAACCAUCAACCGCAGUUAACUCAGAAAAAGAAUUAGAUUUUCAAAUACAUUUUCCUGUUAGUAACUCCAGUCUUCGAAGCAGCUUCAUUUCCUGGCCUGUCACAAAAGCACUUGAUUCGCUCGCAGUCUGUUUCUGGAUCAAAAUAAUAUUGUCGACAUCUAAUAAUACUGAUGAUUUCACCUUUAUCUCGCAUCAUUCAGAUGCUGGUGAUAAAGAUUAUUUUGAAUAUGGUGUUCAUUUGCAGAAUGAAUAUCGCUUGUUUGCAGGUAUUAAUGGGACAAAGAUCCGGAGUUCAGAAAAGGGUGAAACGGGGACAAACGGUGAAUGGCAUUUCAACUGCAUGUCCUGGAAUGGGAAAUCUGGUGAUGUGGUAUUCUUUCAUGAUGGAAUUCCACUUGGACAUAAGCGUACAGAUGGAUCAUUGCGAGCAGUUUUACCAAGCGUUGGAAAUAUUUCCUUCGGUUCAAAAUGGAAAUACAAUGGAAGUUUGCGUGUGAAUGAACUCACUUACGGCAAAAUAGCCUAUUUGAAUGUGUGGAGUUACACUUUACCUGAACGAGCAGUACUGCUUAUGUCCGCAGGGGGUCUAAAUAUCAAUGGUGACGUAAUGGCUUGGAAACAUGUUCAAAAAUGGAUUGUGGGAUAUCUACCUGUAGUCAAUAGAACUGUAAUCUACUUCCCAGGUUAUUCGGUUCUGAAGCGAAGAACAGAAUGGUGCUAUAGUCACGUAAAUAACGUUAAUGCAGCAUGUGGUUCUCUCUACGCCCGUCUUGGUAAUAAUAGAAUUUGGAAGAGCAUGCAAUGGCGUUGUUACUGCGAAAACGUUCUGGUCUGCUCCAAGUUUACUUACAAAAUGGAAGUCAAAUACAAACAUUUGUCGGUGAAUGUUGAUGAUAAAUUUAUGUAUAGUCAUCACCGUGAUCUCAUCAGGAUAAACUAAGCUUUAUCUUAAUUGGUAGUAUUUUGGACAUGGAGUUAGAACUUAGAACUCAUUCGCACAGUCAUUUUAUCCCUAAUUUUGCAUAGCUACAUAAAGACAUUAAAUCCACGCAUGUUACAAGUUACUCAGAAAAUGUUUUCUGUGAUACACUUCUUUGCAAAUCGCGGAUUAAUAGACCUUUUCAGCUUGCAUGCAAAUUUCAGAUGUUGUGACCAUGCAAUAGCCAAUAAAACUUAACCAUUUCAGACCAUAUGACUUGAAAUAGGUUAGUUUGCUUGCAAGCUGAAAAGGUCUAUUGUUGAAAAUAUCCAAGAGACAUCCGCUAAGUUUGGCCGUUGCCCUCUUAUAUAACGAACUUGGAUUUCUAAUAAAGAAAAUAGGAAGAAAUACAGCUGCCUGACGUUUGUAUGAUUUAAAGACCUCUUUCCAUCGGAUCAUUGACAUUGUCGUCCCAGGUAUUAUCAUUAAGGUUCAAUCCAGCUCCCCAGGGGGAGGAAAGGACAAUUCCCAAGAAAAAGUCGGCGUUUACGUCAAAGGCAAUAUAGAUAAUAGAAGUUCACGUUGAGUUUUAGACCAGUUAAAUUAUAUGUUUGAGCUUUUUUGCAUUAGGUUUGACUCUGAUAUGGAAACUACGAC